Molecule: messenger RNA, 2140 nt
Organism: Labeo rohita (rohu)
Lineage: Eukaryota; Metazoa; Chordata; Actinopteri; Cypriniformes; Cyprinidae
Product: protein NLRC3
Exons: 3
Source: RefSeq, a predicted model, not a curated record
AUGGCGUCUGUUAAACAACUGCUUUAUGACACAAUGGAUGAUCUGGAAAAAAAAGAAUUGAAGAGAUUUAAGAGCUACUUAAGAGAAGAUGGAAAUAUUAAAGUUUCUGUACUGGAGAAAGCAGAUGCAACUGACACAGUAGAUCAGAUGCUGGAUCGUUUUGGACCAGAAAAUGCUGUGAAGAUCACACUGGAUAUCCUGAAAAAGAUGAACCAAAACCAUCUCGCUGAACAGUUAGAGAACAAACACACCAAAGUCUAUUUAACAGAAGAUUGGAAGCUGCAGAAGGUUUUGGAAACUCACAAAAUGAACAUGAAGAAGAAAAUAGAACAUAUUUUUGAGGGCAACAAAGAAGAUGAAACAGAUCUCAAGGCUGUUUACACAGAACUGUUCAUCACAGAGGGAGAUAUGAAAGAUGUCAAUCAUGAACAUGAGAUUCUGAAGAUUGAUGAUGCUUUUAAGAACAAAAAAACACAGGACAAACCAAUCAGAUGCAAUAAUAUAUUUACUGAACUGAGGAAAAACAAUAAGAAAAAGUCUGUGCUGACUAAAGGCAUCGCUGGAAUUGGAAAAACUGUCUCUGUGCACAAGUUCAUCCUGGACUGGACAGAAGGAGAAGCCAAUCAGGAUAUACACUGUGUGUUCCUGCUUCCAUUCAGAGAGAUUAACUUAAUGACAAAUGAAGAUUUCAGUCUCCACGAACUUCUGCUGGAAUUUUAUCCUGAACUGAAGAACCUGGAGAAAUCAAAGUUAUAUGAGGAAUAUAAGCUUGUGUUUAUAUUUGAUGGACUUGAUGAGAGUCGCCUGCCUCUGAAUUUUAAAAGUAGGUCUCUAAACACUAUUGAGAAAAAAGCAUCUGUAGAUGCGCUGUUUACAAGUCUGGUCAAAGGGACUCUGCUUCCAUCAUCUCUUGUCUGGGUGACGUCACGACCAGCAGCAGCCAAUCAGAUUCCUCCUCGAUAUGUAGGUUUGUUCACAGAGGUGCGAGGAUUUACUGACCAACAGAAGGAGGAGUACUUCAGAAAGAGAAUCACAGAUGAGAAUCUGUCCUCCAAAAUCAUUUCACACAUUAAGACGUCUCGUAGUCUCUACAUCAUGUGCCAUAUUCCUGUGUUCUGCUGGAUCACGGCCACAGUACUUCAGGAUAUUCUCAUUGAGAACAAUGCAGAGAACAUCAGCACAACACUCACUGAAAUGUACAUUCACUUCCUGCUGAUACAGAUGAAUAUGAAGAACCAGAAGUAUGAUGAACAAGAAGAAAGAGAUUGUACAGAGCACUUGCAAUUAAAUAGAGAGAUGAUUUUGAAGUUAGCCAAGCUAGCAUUUGAACAGCUAAAGAAGGAAAACAUUGUGUUCUAUAAGGAAGAUCUAAAAGCAUGUGAUAUUGAUGCGAGUAAAGACACUGAGUUCACAGGAAUGAUUGCUGAGCUCUUCAAAAGGGAACAUAGACUUCAUGGAGCAAAGGUCUUCUGCUUUGUGCAUCUGAGUGUUCAAGAGUUUCUCGCUGCAGUGCAUGUGUUCAUCUGCUACCUGAACAAAAACAUGCAGGAGCUUCAGUUUUUCUUUGACAAGCCAGAAGAAAAUAUCACAUUGCAGGAGCUACUGCAGAACGCUGUUAAUAAAGCCAUGGAGAGUAAGAGAGGACAUCUGGACCUGUUCCUGCGCUUUCUGAUGGGCAUUUCACUGAAAUCCAGUCAAAACCUGCUCACAGGCCUGAUAACACACACUGAAGACACCACAGAGAGCAUCAGACAAACAACUAAAUACAUUAAACAAAUACAAAACUAUAUAUCAGAUGAAGCUUCAGUAAACCUAUUUUACUGCUUACUUGAGCUCAAAGAUCAUUCAUUAUAUGAGGAAAUCCAGAGUUACCUCAGCUCAGAUGAACAUACAGGAAGAAACCUGUCAUCUUCAAUGUGCACAGUGCUGACCUACGUACUUCUCAUGUCAGAGAAGGUGCUGGAUGAGUUCAACCCAAAGAGGUUCACGUCAUCAUCUUCAAACUAUGAGAGACUCAUCCCAGCUGUGAGAUGCUGCAGAAAAGCACUAUUUUCUAUAUGUAAUCUCACUGCUCAGUCUUGUGAGAGUUUGUCAUCAGUUUUGAAAUCCUCAAACUGUGUCCUGAAAGAACUGGAUCUGA